Messenger RNA from Babesia bovis T2Bo, 1607 nucleotides. Its product is annotated as Peptidase C13 family protein. Gene Ontology annotation, biological process: proteolysis; attachment of GPI anchor to protein; protein localization to cell surface. The transcript has 2 exons. The coding region runs from base 91 to 1587 and encodes 498 amino acids. Gene Ontology annotation, molecular function: GPI-anchor transamidase activity. Gene Ontology annotation, cellular component: GPI-anchor transamidase complex. The record is from RefSeq and is a predicted model, not a curated record. NCBI's taxonomy places the organism in Eukaryota, Apicomplexa, Aconoidasida, Piroplasmida, Babesiidae.
UGCCAUUAUGGGAUGUGUAGAUUACCCUAAGCCUUUGAAUACCGUUAAGCAGUUCAUUUUACGUAUUAUAACUGGAUUACCUGGUAGACAAUGUUAUUACUACUUGUUGUCUAUUGUUGCAUUGGUUUGAGCAUAUGUGAGGAUGAUUUUGGCGGUAGCAUAGCCGCUAUUGGUCCGGAUACUUUGGGUUUCUUUGGCAGGUACAAAUCCGCGCUUACCAAUGCUAGACUCAACUAUCGAGAUGGAUUUAAUGUUACAGAUUAUAUUUCUUUAAAGGGUUUAAUCCAUGGUAUAGAGCGGGACAUGCUUGUAAGGUAUAAGGAAGUAAAUGCCACGUUAUUUUCAACUUCUCGUUUUUAUUACAAUUACAGGCAUGUGGGCAACGUAGCUGCUGUAGAGGCUACUAUUCAACAAUAUGGUUUAGUUCCUCGUAAACAAAGCAUUUCUUUGAUACCUGAAACGUGCUUAUGUCACCCAACCAAUGCUCAUCCCGGUCGUAUCUAUGUUGACAAGAGUGUUGAUAUGACGGACUAUAAGAACGACAUUAGGUAUGACAAGGGUAAUAUGUUUCUGGAGGACAUGUACAUUGCCUAUCGUUCUAUGGCCGUUAGACUCCACAAUUUACGUUACGUUAUGAGUCAUCGUUUCCCCAAAAAAUACCCUAUAAGCUCUCGUGUAUCUGUGAAAUACCGUGUGGACAUUGAAUCCGUGGAUAAGCAAUAUGACUUACCAAGUCACUUUGUCUAUAUGACUGGUCAUGGAGGCGAUCGUUAUUUUCAAUUUCAGGCGAAGGACGUAAUUGCGGCUAGUGACAUUGAGAUGUACGUGAAAGAGUUUAUAGUUAAGCAUCCCAAUGUUCAUUCGUUUUUGGUCACUGACACUUGUGAAGCGUCUACGUUGUUUGAGCGUUUACCUAAAGAGUCGCCUAUGAUAUGGAUGGCAUCCUCUAGCAGGGGUGUAAGCAGCUACAGUUACAAUUCCAAUCGUCAGCUAACUGUAUCAACUGUAGGGAAGUUUACUUAUUACGUCACUGGUUUUAUAAAAGGCGUAAUACGUGGCAUAAAGGCACGGGGUGAUCGUGCAUCUAUAUCUCGACUUUCAUUGUUUCAACUUAAACGCCAUAUGAUGAGACAUUGUCCUGAGGAACUUCCUGUUUUUCAUGCUAAUUCCAGUAUUGUGGAGAAUCAGCAAAGCAUCAUUGACCAAUCCCAUGGAAAUGACAUACAGGAAUACACGAUAGACCUUCGCAAAGUGUAUCUUGGAGAGUUUCUAUUCAACUAUCGCUUGGCCUAUUUCAAUGAUUACCGAUGGCCUCUUUAUACACAAACGAAUGGAGCACGUGGCGAAGGCUUACAGCCAAAUAGGGGAAACUCCAUGGAUCACGGAUCGAAGUUAACUAAUUUUGUGGACAGCUCAAUUCUGCGUACCAAAAUGGGCGACAGUGGUCUGUUGGUCACGAGUGUACAAGAAGGUUCUAGGGUGAUAACAGGUAUCCUUGUUUCAAUUUGCAUUGGAGCAAUUAUGUUAGCUGCUGUGUGUGAUCCUCUGACCAUGGGAAAUGUUUUUGUCUCUAACGCUAAUGUGUAACAUAGGUGCACCUAUUUGGU